UACUUUUAUGCUAUCUGACGCUCAUAUGGGACUCUUGUUACCAGCCAAAAAGAUCCUUGAUAAAGAAGCAGAGGGUACACCUCUAAGGCACACAGUCAAAUUAGAGUUUUUUUUCCCUCCUCCACUCUGUCUCAUUCACUUUUUUUAUGGGCCCCACCUCUUGACACUGACGAAAUAACCGCGUUAUUUAGGUAAAAUUGAAGCUGUUCCGUGCCAGCAUUUCACGGUCUCAGUCGCUGUGUGCCCAUCAUUCCAGAGCAGGACACUACAACUGCGGAGCAUCAAGGGGAAGAUAAGUGCUGCUUCCAAUGUGGAACAGACCUAUUUAGGCACUUUUUUUACGCACGCAUGUUGCGGACCGGGACUAAUUCCGUAUAAGGACGUAAAUCUAUUUUUGUACAUUUUAUGGAAUAAAAAUCAUUUAAAGAUGAUACUGAAUAUAAAGCAUGUCCUGUGGUUAUAUUGCCUCUGUGAAGCUGCAGCUGCAACAGCCUCAAAUGCAUUAUCAGUCAUCCAACCAGUCAUAGGGUCCCUCUCAGGGAAGGUAAAUCUUCCCUGCUACUUUUCCACAAUCCCAACCUCAGCACCAGUCAUCAGUCCCAGUGGAACAGUCGUUUACAACAAGGAUUACUUGCGGAUCAAAUGGAGCAAAAUACAGGGACGAACAGAGUCCACGGUGCUGGUGGCACAAAAUGGGAUCAUCAAGCUAGGCUCAAGCUACAGGAACCGUGUAUCAGUACCCAGCCACCCUGAAGUUGUCGGUGACGCCUCGCUCACAAUUGUGAAGCUGCGUGCCAGUGACGCUGGCACUUAUCGUUGCGAGGUCAUGUUCGGGAUUGAAGACACCCAGGAUACUGUUAACCUUGAUGUCAGCGGUGUUGUCUUUCACUACCGAUCAAGCAUCAGCAGGUACACUUUGGACUACCAGAAAGCUGUACAAACUUGUGAAAACGUUGGAGCAAACAUUGCAACCUAUGAGCAACUGAAAGCAGCCUAUGAGGACGGCUUUGAUCAAUGCGAUGCCGGUUGGAUUGCUGACCAGACAGUGAGAUACCCAAUUACAAGGCCAAGAGAGGGCUGUCAUGGCAACCUUCCUAAUAAACCUGGUGUCAGGUCGUAUGGAACCAGAAAACCUACAGAGACCUACGAUGUGUACUGUUAUGUAGGCAAACUGGAUGGUCAAGUCUUUUAUGCUCCCGUGACCCAUAAGAUGACUUUUGAAGAAGCCAGUGAAGAGUGUAAAAAGAGGAAAGCUGUCCUGGCAAGUCCCGGACAGCUGCAUGCUGCUUGGAGACAGGGGCUGGACCGAUGUGACUACGGCUGGCUCUCCGAUGGCAGCGUACGGCAUCCUGUCGCAGUCCCCAGAACUAAGUGUGGCGGAGGCCAACUCGGCGUGAGGACCAUGUAUCGCUACAGAAAUCAGACUGGCUUCCCAGAACCAACUAGAAAGUUUGGGGCUUACUGCUUUAAAGGAAGGAGAAUGGUAUUCAGCCAGACUUCCUUUGUGGAUGUAUCUGUGGUAGAAAUGACCACCAACAUCAUCAGUCCUAGUACCUCCAUCCCUUUACUGGAGAGUAGCACCAUUCUGACAACUACGACAUCUGAAAAAACAUCAGAGGCAGACAUUUCUCCAGAUUCUUCUACAGAUCCUCCAUCUAUGUUCUCAACCAGCAUGGCUCCACCUCGCCCCACCCCAGCAGGCCAUGAGGAAGAGUUAAUCACAACAGUUGCACCCACUAUCAAAGACGACCAUGAGGACGAUGAUGAUGUAACAGCUGCGCCAGAUUCUCGCACUGAUGAUCAAAAUGUAACCUUUGUGGAAACUGCUGCUGCCCAUGGUGGCACAGCGACAGAAACUAAGAUCACGGUGGAAAGCACUGAUGCCACAGUGUCUGAUGAUGAGUCAGAUGAUCAAUCAGUAAUUCAGGUCAGCACGAUUCAGCCUGACGUCCCUAUACCAGAUGCUUCUCUCCGCAACGAGCUCAUGUUUGCUGAAGGGGAGACAGAGGAAACUGUCAUAGAUCCUAGGAACAUCACAUCGAUCUCUGAUCUCACUGACACUCCGACCAAAUCAUCUGAAGUUAGCCAUGAGGAAAUGCUUAGCUCCUCACAAUUAACACCAUCACCUUCAAUCAGUGAUAUAGCAACAGACGAUAAUUUGAGCUACGAUGACAUUUAUCCUAUGAUAGGUUUAGAGGGUCAGCCACCUACUAGGGCAUCCCAACCAGAUGGCUCAGCCAGCCCUUCAGACACCAAUAGAAUUGAUGAUACAAUCACAGCCAUUCCACCUUUAAAUAACACCCAUCGUGUCAGUGAGGUGAAGGUAACCACCACAGUGACACCAAAUACUGCCAGCAGUGUUGAGACACCACCAACACCUGAAGUUUCACCAGGCACAAUCAUCCUGAUUGACAGUGUAAUGUUAACUGAGGAAGUGAAAUCUUCAGCAGCUGUCCAUGUCUUUGAUGAGUCUUCCACUCAGGUGACAGAGCGAAUUGGUAGCACCUUGAUGGAGGACGAAACAGCAGCAGAGUUUGGUACAGAGUUCUUUAUAUCUGCUCCAACGACUUCAACGGUGGCCAGUACAACAGCCCAUCCAGCUGCAGUGAUCACAGAUAACCAGACCACCACUACGCAGAUUCAGACUGCAUCAGCUAACCAGGCUUCAGAAUCACAGAAUGCUCAGUCUCUUGCCACACCAGUUUUGCUGGACCAUCCCACUCCCUCUGUAGGUGUUGAUGAGACAAUCAUACAAAGCAGAGACCCAGAACGUUUCCCACAAGCUGCCAUAACCAUCACCCCAGGUAUCAGCUUUAUUAAUGGUAAACAAGAGAUCACAUUGGAGCCUCAAAGCGUGGAAGAAAAAGAGGCCAAAGGUACCCAGAUUUUGACUGAUUUCUCUGAUGGUAGCUUCACUAAAUCUACACAGGAACCUACAGAACCUCUGGCUUUUACAGAAACCCCAUAUAUGGUUGUCUCUGAGCCUGACAGAAGGCCAACAGUUGAAUCAAUGCCUCCUCAAUUAGGGGAUGAUCUGACCACAAAAGGCCAAAAACACAAAGACUUAACCUCUGUUAUUGCCACAACAGUAGAAGACAAGAUUCCACUGGAAACUCCACAAAUAACUGUGGCUGGCUCGGCUUCCACAGAUACUACUGACCUUCUUCCUGCAGUAACACCAACUGAGCCACAGAGAACCAAAGCAGUUAAAGAAACCCAAACAUCAAAGGCUAAUGUGAAAACCCCUGCUUUCAGCACUAUGUCUGUACAAGAAGGGACACAUGAGACAGGAAGAACUCCUGCCCAUGGGAAAAGUGACUCAAAUCUGACUCAGAGACAGAAGACUGAGGAUGAAUCUCCAACUACUUCUUCAACCAGAUUUUACACAGACAAAGAUAAAGUUGAAAUCGUAGCGGAAACAGAGAGCAGAUCUCCCAGUCCAGCUGUUAAAGACAGCACAGAGUCUGUGUUAGAGACUGUGUAUAGUCCUUCCACCGCUGACGCUGAUAGGGAAACAGCAACAUCAUCAAGAGGCCCCACUCAAGAUGUAGAGGGGAGGAAAGAGAUCCAGACCACAGAAGGAUUUAUCUUAAGCACAACAACUUCUUCAGUAUUUAGUAGUGCACCCUCUCUUAAGCAGAUAGCCAAGGCUGAGGUCACACCAGCUGCAGGAGGUACUGAAUCUUCAAAAUCUGAAGCACUGAUUGAAACUCCGGAGGAUAAAAUCACAAGUCAAGGAGGGAUUAGAGUCAGCCCAAUACGUUUAACUUCCUCUACAGAGAGAGUUGGAACUGAUGCGGUAUCUAUAACGCAGGAGGAGGGUUCAGUAGUCCAAACUGUAAAUAUGUUUACAACCAGCCCACAUCCACAUAUCUCUACCAUAGCAUUAUCUUCAAGUUUAACCUUUACACAUACAGAAGCUAAAGCCCAAAUGGAAAGUGAAGUAACUUCAAAUAUAGUACAAUCAGGAUGCACUCAUCAAACACCUAGUCCUGGCACUAGUGUGUUAGAACAAACUUCCACACCUGCCACUCCGCAUGAAGAGAAGAAAAAAAAUGAGCCAACCACUACUCAGUCUUAUGGAUCCAUUGCAACGACUGAUUCCCCAGAUUAUAGUGCUACUGAAAUGUUCAGUCCGUCAACAAUGAAGUCAGAAACUACAUCCUUCCCGAGUGCCACAGAUACAGAUUUUUCUGGAGACAGCACUACUGUUUUCCCUGAAGUCUCAAGCAUCAUAACAACAACAGUGCUUUCAAGUGAUACUUCAAAAGGUGCUUUUACUUCAUCCUCAUCUGUCUUCAGUACUCAGAGGCCAAUAUCAGUGUCAUCUGGUACGCAAAAAUCUGUCACCACAAGUAAGUUCGAUGAAUAUUCAUUAACGCCAGAGGAAAGUUCUUUUUUGACAUCAACAGAAGAAGGCUCAGGAGAUCAGACGUCUGAAAUGAUUAGAAAUCUCACUGCACUUCCCACAGCUUCCUCAUUGUUCACCACGGAGAAGUCAACAGCAACUCCAGCUGACGUUUACUCCAGUGCUCUCUCAGAUCAGACAGAAAAGACUUCUGUUUCUCCUUUGACUGAUAAGACAAUGACCUAUUUGGACACAACUCCAAUGGAUGUAGAACGUUCAAGUGAUGACACCACAGAUAUAUUGAAUGCAAGCUCUGUUUUCAGUGACGUAUCUCCAUCUGUAUCCAGCACUGUGGAGUCAAUGCCACUAUCACUUGCAGUAACACAACAUGUUGAUACAGAUGCGAUGUCAUCUGGAACAGACAAAUACUAUACCACAACUGCAAUAGAUGAAACUAACUCCUUUACUGAAGAGUGGAGCUCGCAUGAUGAGAUAACUCAUAUACCUGCCUUUGUCAAUGCAGUUCCUCCAUCUUUUUCAUCGCUCAGCACAAUGGCACCAACAUCAAGUCCAGUCGCAGAACUUGAUAUUCCAUUAAUUAGUCACCCAGAGAAAACCUUGCUUUACCCCUUAACUGACAACACAGUGUUAUCUCCUGAACCCUUUACAUUAACUGACCAAACUGUAGACAUGUUUACGUUAUCUUCUUUCUCAGAUACAACUUCAACUGAAACAACAGAGAUGGUAACAACAAGGAACACUGUUGCUUUUGACUUCAUGACUACGACAUCAACAUCAGCACCAUCAACUACUUUCAGUGACUCUCAAAGAACACACACAUCCUUUACAGCAACAGUUGAAAACCUGAAAACUUUGACUCACAGUACAAUGAUUUCACCUCAUGAGUUCAUGACCGGGCAGUCUACAGAUGCUCCUCUGUUUUCUGCCACUACUCAGUUUGAGUCAGAAGCAGGUCAUUUUCCCGACCCAGACUUCUCAGGAGAUUACACAUCAACAUACACAGAUGAAACAGCACCUGAACAGCCCUCUGUGGAAUCAGCAACCCUAGCAGUAACAACAUUUAGUCCAUCAAACACACCUGUAUUCACUGGGGAAGAGCAUUCAAGUGAUAGAGAAUUUACAACUGCUACAUCUAGUCCCUAUACACUCAAAACAUUUCGGCCAAUGGCAAUACCCAGUAUUACCCCAAUGAUGACCUCUGCCUACAAUGACAUGGACAACUCUGGCAGCUUCCCUCAAGACUUUGAUUUGGAUUCAAGUCAAGAUGGAUCUGGUGAAGGGAUAUUAAUUGAAACUGCUACAAAACCAUACAAGGAAUUUAAAGUGCAAACAGAUGAGACAGAAACAGAUGAGACUCAGAGCACAUCUGACAUGGUCAGUGUUGCAUUUUCACCUCAGUCUAGUACACAGGUAACCAAAGAAUUUAUAUCACCAACUCAAUCUCCAAGCAUGAUGAGCCCUGAGAUUUACACUUCUGAUCAGGGCAGUGGAGUCACCGAUCAAGAUGAGUGGUCAGGCGAUGACUCAAGUGGGUCAUCCUCCACAAGAGUACCUGAAAGGGAGAGUUCUGGAGUUUUGGAUAGUACAAUUUCCUCAGCGGUUAUAAAUUCAGUGUUUCCAGAAGAUAGUGACCCAGGUGGCCAUACCACUGACGUGCUUAUUACAGUAAAAGACACAGGAUUAUCAGUUCUACCCACAACCAAACCAAGAAUAAUAGGAGCAACUCAUGAAAGUACAUCUUUUACUAGCACAGAGAGUACAGGCCAUUCCAUUUUCAGCACAGAGAAACCAACAAGCACAGCAAAAAGACUUAAUGAAAGUGGAACAGCUGAUGUUCCAAAAUCUACUGCACCUGCAGCUUCUCUCUACACCACAGAGAAGUCGUACACAUCAACAGAAUAUGCAAUCACAAGUAAAAAAUCAACACCAAAACCAGAUUUUACUUUGACAGAGGUAGAGAGUUCUGGCAACCAAACCACUGUGAAGUUCACCCUAAAGCCUUCAGUGAUGGAGACUGCCACAUUUUCAGAAACAGCAGGUGAAACCAAGGGUUUUGCUACAGCAACACCAACCUCUGAUAACAGGGUUUUCUCACAGGAAAGUAAAAUUACUCCAGCAACAGAUCAUCCCCUUUCAAGCACUGAGAAAGAUGAGGUUGCUGUGGCUGAACACACAACAGAAUCCCCCUCUACAGCCCUGCCCUCCCAUACAACUGAUGCCUUAAUAUAUAAUCACACUGUUGUUGAUUUCAGCACAGAAAGCUUGAGCAGUGAGCAUAAACAAGAUGAAUUUACAUCAACAUCUGCCCCAGUUCCCACUGUUAUAUAUCACAGCGUUACAGAUCAACAAGUUGAGAUUAUUACUCCCGACAGGAGCCAAGCCAAGACUCGACUAACUGAACAAACACCGACCAUAGUUCUGGAUGCAUCCAAAACAUCAACCAGCACAUCUAUCAUAUUCAUCGAGGAUACACAACAGGAAGAUAAACUGUUCUCUGGAGUUACAGAUAGUAUGAGAGAAGACAGCUACAGUACAGAGCUUAUUACCAAAGAUGAUACAAUCACUGAUGCAGAUACGAUGUCUGUGGUUCCCUCUUCUUCAUUUUAUCCAACUAUUCUGACAGAGGAAGCUGGGGGUGUCACAGCAAUUACAAUAACUCAAAAGCUGGAAGUUACAGAAGAACCAGAGGGUUCAGGGACUGUGGGUGACACAUUUUUGAGUCCUACACCAACCUCAGCCAGUGAUACAUCAUCAGCCUCAACAUCUUCUGAAUACUUGUUCACUUCAGAAUCGUCACCUGUGAAAGAUGUUUCUUCGGAAGAAACAUCAAGUGAAGUAAAUGUCACAAGGUUGGCGCAGGCCACACAAGAUACUUCCGUGUCCACUCAGUCAAGCUCUGGAGAAAUCUAUGAUGUUACAACAACACACAAAGUUUUCUCAUUUGAGACUACCAAACCAAUUUCUGAUCAAUUCCAAGGAGACACUACUGAGAUUUCCACUUCCUCAUCUUUUUCUUCUCAAAUGUUAAUGGAAACAGCAGACUCUACCUCUGUCACUUUAGUGACUAGUGAAGAUUAUGUGGUCACCACAGUUAAAAAAGAAAAAUAUACGACAGCAUCACCCGUAAUUCUAACAGCUACAAGUCACAGCAUAACUGAUAAAACCUUAAGUUCAUCCGUUUUCACACAAACCACUAAACCUUCAGUCACUGUCGCACCAGUCUCCACUAAAUCUGGAACAAUGAAAUCCACCAGUAAAACAUCUGAUGACGACUCUUCAGGUGACUCUGAUGACUUUGCACGAGAAAGCUCAGAGAAACCUUCAGCAUCAUCUUUGGAAAGUUGGAUGACUGAAAAAACAUCUACACCCUCUUCACUGUUUAGUACUGAGCAAGCCAGGUCUGAGAUCAUGCCUACUCCCCACACUGGCAUCUCUUCUGAGAAAAAUGUGCCAGCCACAGUGAGCCCAGUGUUGUCUAGUGAGAAGUUAAGCACUGCUAUGGUUGUAACUGCCCAGACUGCAUUAACAGUCACAACAUUGAAAGGGGAAAUUUCAAGUAGUUCAGACAGUGACAUCCAGAAAACAUCUCCUCAUGCUAUUAUAACUUCAUCUCAUAUGGGGACAGGAGCGGAGCCUGUUGGAGUAGAAUCUACAACUCCAAAACCUCCAAGUGAAGAAGAAGAAGAAACUAUAGCUACUGACACAAGAUCUCCUGCAGUGUCAAGCGCUGUAGACGCAUCACUAGAGAUCUCAGGUGAAGAAACUUAUUCAUUUUCAUUUGAAACAAAAAGGACUCCAUCCUCAGGUGUGUCCUCAGUUUCUACCACUGAGACUGAAGGGUUGGUUUUCACUUCAGAAAUUACUGACCAGUCACCCAAAAUGAUAACAGAACCUGCCCUUACCAUUCUUGCUUCUACCACUGAGAAGCCAGCUGUAGUAUCGACUGAGAGAGACACCUCAACCGAUGAAGACAGUUCACGUUAUGCCAAGACGCCAGUGAAGAGUGAAGAGAGGUUUAUAUCAACAGGAACAAGUAUUAUUAUUUCUACAGCAGGUUCAAGUGAAAUGGGAUUGAGCACCUUAGGGUCUGACUCUGUCACUCCUAGUUUGUCGACCGUUAAGAAGACUAUGAUUACUAGCACUUUAUCCACUCAGCCGGCAAGCUCCCAAACAGAUGAGUCAGAAUCUUUUGAAGAAACCUCAGGUCAGACAUCCCAUGAGGUCUUCAGCACUGCAGCCCAUGCAACACAGCCCCCUGCUGUGACCAGAUCUAUUGAGUCAUUGAAUACAUCAACUUCCUUUGAGUCAGAACCAAAGGAGUCACAAAAUGCAGCUAUAACAAGCACAGCUAUCUCAGAGACAACAGUAAUGAUCACCACAAUACCCACUUCAAAUGUCCCUUCAACACCAUCACAGCCAGAUGUUGUCAUUCAGUUGGACUCAACUCUUUCUCCUCUACAACCACUGACAACUCCCAUGGAAUUAUUUGAACAAGCCAAGUCAGAAAUUACACUUACACACCGCCCCAACCCUGGUCUUUCUCAUGAUAUAUCACUGACCACAAAUCGCCCUGUAUUUGCUAAUCAUGUCACAAGCCAGACUGCAGUAUCAACAGUUGCACCUGCUUUUGUUUCUGAAGACGGCCGUGUUUCGGUAGCAGAUGGGACAGUUGAACCAGCUGUUGAUCAGGUCUCAAGUGGUGCAACGACUCACCUCAGUCUAACUGAUCCACAACCAGAUUAUGAAGCACUAAAUCCUUAUGUGGUGGCAGCAGAUCCCCUGUACAACCAAACACUAGAAAAUGAUACAGUGUUAAUUUCUACACCACCAUCUGUUGCUCAAACACCUGACUCAAAGGUAAUGGCAGAAGCUAUCAUGGUUACGGCAUCAACCACAAUCAGUAGAAAAUCAGUCUCUACCCUCCAAGAAAACAGCAUGACUACAGCAAGUGUUGUUAAGCUGGGUGAUGAUGAGUCACCUUCUGUCCCUAAUGAUAAGGCUGAAAGUGGCUCUGUAAGUUCUGGGAUUUCAUCCCCCAGCUUUGAUGAUGUAUCUGAUGAACUGAUGACUACAAAGGCACCAAAGAUCAUCAGUAUAGAACAGGCUCUAUCUCCAGAUGAAAUCAAGAAAGUAUUUAAGGUAAAUGCUACAGAAGCUUCAAAGAAGGAAGGUGUUGAUGUCACGUUUGGGAAAGGUGACAUAGGUGUCUCUCCUUACACUGAAAUACCAACCAGCACUCAAUUCAAGACAGUAUCACCAGCCCAGGUGCAAAAUCAGCUAGGUACAAUUGCAUCAACCACACCAUCAACCUUUUCUGAGCAAGACCAGAAACAGGGCAGUGACAUGACUGCACCACCAUCAGUUAUUGAAGGAAAACCAUCAAUAAAAGAGGAGGAAACAACCACACCGCCUAAUAGAGGAUUUGAUCUGGGACACACUGUUGUUGGCGAGACUAUGGAGAUUUCUGGAAUUGACUCAUGCACAGAGGAUGUUUGUCUAAAUGGAGGCUCUUGCUUGAGGAUUGGCAGCACCUAUACCUGUCACUGUGCUCCUGGUUUCAGUGGUCAUCAAUGUGAAAUAGAUAUUGAUGAGUGUGAAUCAAACCCUUGCCGCAAUGGAGGCACUUGUGUCGAUGGCUUGGCUUCUUUCACAUGUGUGUGUCUCCCAAGCUAUGCUGGGCUGUUUUGUGAAGAGGAUACAGAAACAUGUGACUACGGCUGGCAUAAGUUUCAAGGCCACUGCUACAAGUACUUCCCUCAGAGGAAAAACUGGGACACAGCAGAGAGAGAGUGCCGCAUCAACGGGGCUCAUCUCACAAGCAUCCUGUCCCAUGAGGAGCAACAAUAUGUCAACCGUCUUGGACAGGACUACCAGUGGAUCGGCCUGAAUGAUAAGAUGUAUGACAACGACUUCCGCUGGACCGAUGGUUGCCCUAUGCAAUAUGAAAACUGGAGGCCCAACCAGCCUGACAGCUUCUUCUCUGCUGGCGAGGACUGUGUGGUGAUGAUAUGGCAUGAGGAUGGUCAGUGGAAUGAUGUUCCUUGCAACUACCACCUCACUUUCACCUGCAAGAAGGGCACAGUGGCCUGUAGUCAGCCUCCUGUGGUAGAGAAUGCACGUUCCUUUGGGAAGACACGUGAACGGUAUGAGAUCAACUCGCUGGUGAGGUACCAGUGCCGUAUAGGCUUUAUUCAGAGACAUGUCCCAACUAUCCGUUGUCGUGGGAAUGGACGAUGGGAUAUCCCGAAAAUCAGCUGCAUGAACCCCUCAAGCUAUCAGAGGACCUUUAUCAGAAGGCAUCAGCACAAUAGUCUCUACAGCAUCCACAACUUCAAUAACUGGCAAGAUGAGUCCUUCCACUUUCGUCAUCAGCUCCGACCAGGAAGGAGACACAAAAUAGAACAUAAGUGGAAAUAACACGGCACACCUGAGACGAGAGCACGUGCCAGAUGCUUGUUUGAAAAGAACAAAAAAAAAAAAAAGCACAUGAGAAAACUUAUCAAAGAAAAAAAAACAACAACCUGCAUUUUUUGCCAAUGGAAUCUUACAAAGUGCCUUUUAGAGACAUGUAGAUACAAGACUUUUUCUUAUCAAGGGGCACUAUUUUAUAAUAAUGCCAAUGUGGAUUAAAAAAAGUUUCAGCUGGCUACUGGAAAAGCAAAAACUACUCUUAUCAUACUUAAAAAAACACUAAAAUCACCCUUUUUCAUGAUGGUUGUCUAGUCAAUUUUAAAAUCAACUGGGCUAUUUAAAAUCUAUGCAAGUGUUCAUUUUCUAAUAGAAAGAAAGAGAUUAUACUGCUCAUGUAAACAUUAAUAUUGUGCUGUUUUAAUUUGGGCUUCCUUUUUAUUGCGCUUGCAAAGAACUCAUAUCGCAUGAGUUAAACAUUAUGUUGCAUACAAAGAGCUAUAAACUUUCUUACAUGCAGAUCUUUUCCCAGAAUUUAUAGCUCAUUCUAUAAAGGGGCAAAUUAUACCCUGACAUGGUUUGACAGGUUUCCUGUAUAGUAGUUAUUCACAUUCUAGAUUAAAAUAUCACAAGUCUGGGGAAAGUUUUUCACUGAUUGCUUGGUUAUCAGCUUCUUUGUGAUGGCAGCUUUUAGUAUCAAAUUAUCACCUUUCAUUCUCUCCUGCUGUCAUCAGAUAUAUGUCAGACUAAAUGUUUAUAAAUAGAUUUCUAUAGAUAGAUUUUAAAAAAUGUAACUGACAUUUUCUUUUGUAGGAGACAGUUCAAUAUGAAAGAUUGCUCUCUAAGUGCCUAUCGACAAAGCCUUUAUCAACAGAUGGAAAUUGAUGACUAUCGUCUACUUCAAAAGGAAAGUGUAGCUCAAGAAGCCUCUAUUUUCUGCUCAAAUAUGUUCAUUGCAUAGCCUUUAAUUAGUCACAACAGCAUGUUUACAAUAACUUAUAUAACUAAUGCUGUGCAUAAUCACACACCAAAGACUCUUGCUGUCAUCUGUUGUGGGGUAGCUUAUAUGUAAGUCUUUUUUUUUUCUCUUUUGGUAUGAUUUCUAAAAAAAAUGUUUCUGUUAUUGUGGUCGAUUAAGAUCAGUCAUUGAGAGAAUGUAUUUUGUGAAUCACUCAGAAAGACUUGAACGUAACAGCUGUUUAGGCAGAGAUGCGUAUAAUUUAUUUUCAAGCUGCUCUUGAUUGCUUUACUUGUUUUACUGAUGAAAUAUGAUUCUGUCACUUGGGCCUCACGGGGAUUCUUUUUAAAUGUUUUUAUUGUUUGUUCACCAGGACGCCGGCAACAUUUGCAUGCUAACAAUCUAAAAGUAAUUACUCAGCAAUAUGAUCCAUUUACAUGCCUUCUUCUUUUUCUUUCUUCUUCUUUGUUUUUUUUUUUUUUU
Molecule: messenger RNA, 12218 nt
Organism: Haplochromis burtoni (Burton's mouthbrooder)
Lineage: Eukaryota; Metazoa; Chordata; Actinopteri; Cichliformes; Cichlidae
Product: versican core protein
Exons: 16
Coding region: 428-10786 (3452 amino acids)
Biological process (GO): cell adhesion
Molecular function (GO): hyaluronic acid binding; calcium ion binding
Source: RefSeq, a predicted model, not a curated record